Nannospalax galili (Upper Galilee mountains blind mole rat) is the source of this 2247-nucleotide messenger RNA. RefSeq lists its product as uncharacterized. The record is from RefSeq and is a predicted model, not a curated record. The transcript is spliced from 4 exons. The coding region runs from base 969 to 2120 and encodes 383 amino acids. NCBI's taxonomy places the organism in Eukaryota, Metazoa, Chordata, Mammalia, Rodentia, Spalacidae.
GGGCAAUUACCUGAUGAUCCAAUAGGAGCCCUCCCAUGGAUCCGAAGGAAGCCAUGCCUAUCCACUCACAUAACUGGCCCGUCAUUUUGUACUGCCAAAUUCUUGAGAACAAGUGGCUGUUACUGGAUCACAGUGAACCAGUGCUCAGUUACAGAUGGAGGAAAAUAAUCAGCCAUCAAUAUCACUCCUUCCAAGCCUCACAGGAACUGCAGAACAGGAAGGGUAAAGGGAAAGAUGGAAGAAGGUGUGGAGUUCUAUGUGGUUUUUCUCCAAACUGAAGCUGUCAUUCUUGGAGGAUGGAGGGAAGCUCAUAAUAUUCAAGAAAUAAAAUAAGGUGGAAAAGUCACAAAAGUCACAAAAGUCAUAAGCUUCAGAAAGUUCCUGAAACAAAACUCACAGAACUCUCCAAACCUGCAAGCUGUUCAGAGAACACCAAGGAUGUGGUUUUUAUAUUGUCUGUUCCAUAUCUGGAAUGAAUAAAUAUUUUUGUAUAAGUCUUCAGAAAAAGCCACAUCACAUUUUGGACUAGUGAUUGCUGUGAUACUGGUAAAUACUAUAUUAAUAAACGUGAGCACUGAGUGCAGCCUUCCACCUCAAUUUGAACAACAACUGUCAGGACAUUGAAUCACCUAUUUGGAUUCCUGAUUGCCUCAUUCGACAUUAUGACGGGACUCCCCGGAUGCCAUCCCGGGUUCCUCCACCCUCAGAUGGAAAGUCCCAAUGAAAAGACACCUUCGCCACUGGAGCAAAACCCACCAGACGAGUCUAACCCGGUCUCUCGCUUCCUUCCUGUCUUCCGCAAUCUCGCUAUCUCAAGAUGACAGCGCUCACGCAGCAAUCGCAGCUCCCAUUCCACUAGACAGAGGCACGUUCCUACCUGGGGUCAACUUAAAGGAUUUUGUGAACUCGCCGAAAUUUUAAUUAACGAGUGCCAUCUUCCGGUUACACCUGAAAAUUUGCUACUUGCUAUGAUUUCCUUGAUCACCAUCGAGGUAUUUCUUAUUUCAUGUCCUGUAGCUACUGCUAAUGAUGCUUAUUGGGCUUUUUUACCUGAACCUCCUAUGUUUCACAUUGCUACUUGGGAGCGUGCUUCUGUUAAGGUUACUACUAAUGAUACUCUUCUCAUGGGAGGUGAAAGUAAUGCCUAUUUAACCAUCAAAGAAAGGGUAAAUGUCACUUUUGAAGGCCACACUGAUGGCUCUCCCAUGUGUUUUUAUACUGAUUCUUCUUCUCCCUUGACAGGUUGUUUCCUGCUCUCCUUAAGAACAGUAGUUGCUGAUUCCCCAUCUCCUGCAGGGAAAUCUAUAAGGUCUAAUGUGCCUUUGGGCGCUUACCCAGAGAGGCCCCCUGCUGGGGACGGUAAUAGAGAUCUCUGGACAUUAAAGUAUACAUAUUUGGACAUUCCUCAAAAUAAAUAUAAUGUCUCUCAAAAUCCUUUACCUGCCUUGAUUUCCCGCUGUGAACAAGCAAAACUUAUGGAUAGCUCUUGGGAUCACAUUAAUGAUCACCAUGGAUUUCCAAAUUGGUUUCCCUGUGGAUUUCCUUCGAAAACUGUUCAUUUUUCUCCUUUCAAUUACUCUUUAUCACUGGCUGAUUGGUCAGUAAGUCGUCCUGAUUAUAAUUAUAAAACCUAUCUAUCCUCCUAUACAAAUAAGUUUAUCCAUAACAGCCAUUCUCUCCCUACUGAGCCACUAAGUGCUUGCUAUUCUCCUGGAUGGGUUAUUCCUCAAGUUGUUCCUCUUUCAAUCUCUGGUAGACAACACAUUCAGAGGGACCUUUAUAAACUUUUGGCUGCAAUAGGUAUGAUCACUCUUCAUCGCCCUCACGGCAAUCCAAAGAUUACUUCCAAACCUUUACAAGCUUGUGUAGGUGCUCCCUUUGCUAUUUUACAGGAAGGUCCUCAUGGUUUUAUGUUUAUCUCCCAUAAUUCUGAUGGUUCUUUUUAUGGAUAUUGUUCUUACUGUAUUUUGUCAAAUUGCUUAACUAGAUCAAAAACUACAGAAGCUUUUAUUAUAUUACGCCACCCUUCCUAUGUGAUGCUUCCUGUUACUCUCUCCGAACCAUGGUAUAUAGAUCCAAGUGUUCAUCUUUUUCAGGAUGCUACUACUGCCCUCCAAUGAUCAAAAUGUUUUUUUGGCGGUUCUAAUUCUUGGAAUAAUUGCUCUAAUUGGUAUAUCACCUAGCUUUGCCUUGUCUACCACAGCCCUUGUACAAGAAAUUCAUAUAGCACAUCAUGUUAAUCAACUU